CUUUGAUAGGAGUUCAUUAUUCACCUGAGUCACACACGUGGUUGUAAACUUGUGGUUCAGUGGAAUUAUCCAUGAGGAAGAACAGAAGUUUAAAUGCCAGCGACUGACCGCAUUUCAAUGGUUCCUUUCUUGACUUUCUCACACACAACCAUCCAGCAGAGGGCAAUAAGUCCACAAUUCAAACGCAAAGAAUUAGCCACCAUGUGUCAUUUUGUCUGGUACGACAACAAAUGCUCCAGCUGCGGCAUCCCCUUUGACCGCAAACUCACCAAGUGCGAAUACGUUCAUGCACGAGUCCCGCGACCUGCUUGCGACAAAAUAUAUCUGAGAGACAACCAGCCGAACUUUAGGUGUCAGGAUUGCACAGCUCUAGAGACGCCAUGGAGGAGAGUCGAAUUCGUGGUGGAUGCUAUCGAGGGGGACGCCAACGCUAACGAGGGGGGCUAUCGCAGUGAUUACCCGACUGACGAGGACUGCAAAGAUGGUGAUUACGAGGGUGACGAAGAGUCAGCUUCCUCUGAAGACGACGGUGAUGUAGAGUCUCAACGGGGCAUUGGGAGCUUGAAAAGAGAGCCGGGGCGCUCUACCUGGCAGGGGACAAGGAGGAGUUUGAAAAGGGUGUACAAAGAACACGGAAUUAGACGAGUUGGAAUACUAAACUGAAUGGCAUAGGUACCAAUAGCUAGCAGGUUCAUAUUGAGUCAGCGCCGCC
Colletotrichum phormii is the source of this 712-nucleotide messenger RNA. RefSeq lists its product as uncharacterized. The record is from RefSeq and is a predicted model, not a curated record. NCBI's taxonomy places the organism in Eukaryota, Fungi, Ascomycota, Sordariomycetes, Glomerellales, Glomerellaceae. The transcript is spliced from 2 exons. The annotation marks the transcript as partial.